AUGUGGUGGAUCAAGUUUGUGUCCUUCUGCUUAGGACAUUUACUUGAAUGUGUAAAUGACAAGACAGAGGAUAAAUACUCGUCCAUCUCACUGAAUCAUCAGUGUUUUCUUGACUUCAGCGUUGCUCAACCUUUAUUCUUCCCUGAUUUAAACCUGAGAUACACUGAUAAAUCAUCAUCUCCUCGUCUCCAUCAUGAAUCUUCUUCUUCAUCUACUGAUGCUGUCGCUUCUCUCUGCUGGAUCAGAGUUGUGCAGAAUUUUGACAAGAGCUGUGGUAAAUUUUUUGCUUAUGGAAAAUCUCCAACAAGAUUUGAUGGAGAUCACUACAAGCAGAUCUGCCACGAGUGUUUGAGAACCACUGAUCUAGAUGAUGCUGUUCAUUUCGCCACAUUUUAUGACACUCACAACAAGAUCCCUGUGUACUCGGCCUAUGUGUUUGAAGGGCUAAUGGACUGCACAAGACUAAACAGCUGGUACAUUGAACCUCAGGAAAGUCUUGAUGAUGAUAAUAAUGCAGAAGAAAACAUGGAAUUUGAAACAUUUGUGGAUAUAGGGGAACUUGGAGAAAAUCAAGCUCUCAAUAAAGACUAUUAUAGAUCUGGCUUUGACAGAGGUCAUCUGGCUCCAGUUUACCAUGCAAACUCUCAAGAGUGUGCAGACGCCACCUUCACUCUCACCAAUGCUGCUCCACAAAACCACUCUUUCAACCGAGUUGAAUGGAGGUUACUAGAAAAAAGUAUUGCAAAUGAUCUGAGCAUAACCUGUGCAGAAUACAAUGUUUACAUUGUGACAGGGGUGGUACCAGAUUAUAACCAAACAAUCAACAACAGAGUGAAUGUGCCUAGUCAUUUCUGGACUGCAUACUGUUGCUUAGACCAAAAUAAUAGGUCUGCACACUCUGGGGGAGCCAUUGGAAUCAAUGACAAUAAUGGCUAUAUUACUCCUAUAAUUACUGUGGCUGAGUUAGAGACAGAGUUGGAGCGGUUGUAUGGAACAGCCUUUACAUUGUUUCAGAAUGGGCCAAUAAUAAGGCAGUUCUUUGCUUACAUGAGUGAUUAAACUGUAAACAUUUCAUGAAAUCUUUAAGUAGGAUUUCAUGAAGCUCAUCAUAUUUUCAAAUAUUACCGUACUGUAAUUAAACUGAUAAAACCUUUUAUUUCUAACACUUGUAAUGUUGCAGUUCUUGAGUUCAUGAGUUUCACGGCUGAUUAAAAAACAGACCUGGGAAAACAGUAAACCAGCAUUUAAUUGUUUAUGUUUUAUCAUCAUUUUGUUUAAAGACUGGAAAUAUUUUUAGGGUGAUGUUAUGUUGUAUUUCAUAAUCAAUGGCAAUGAUAAUUAUC
Danio rerio (zebrafish) is the source of this 1343-nucleotide messenger RNA. Lineage: Eukaryota; Metazoa; Chordata; Actinopteri; Cypriniformes; Danionidae. The record is from RefSeq and is a predicted model, not a curated record.